CCAGCAAGAUGGGUAAUCAUAGCGCUACUCCUCAAUUGACAUUAUCUCGGUCAUUCUCUGGCCUCCAAGUUCACGGACCAUUUUCAUCUCCCGAUCGCCUCUGAUAUCUUAAUCAAAAUUCAUCCAGCAGUCGACCGCGCCCACUAUGUUAAACGACCACUCCAAAGCCAGUAUCGCGCAGAUCAUCUUCUAUAUCCCUGCCAUCUUCUUAUCAGCAUACCACGCAUACUAUCGUCACAAGCGGCCGCGUAUGUCAUGGCUGAUUAUACUAUUCUUCUCGCUCAGUAAGUCGACAAACACCGUCGGAUUUCGAAGUAUGCUAGAAGCGAAUGAUGAUUCUGACAGAUCUGACAGUCAGAGUCGCCGCCGGCAUUCUGGUGAUUUUGUGUGAGCACAACCCUCGAACGGGCAUCAUGGUCGCCUCAAUCAUCCUGCUCAAUACGGGCGUGUUCCCCUUGAUUGCCGCGACCUUAGGAUUCAUCCGCAUAAUCCUAGCCCACGAGAAGGAGGUAGUCAACCCCCGGGUCAACCGCUGUUUGAUGGUCUCGCGCAUGCUGUUCUUCGUGGGGUUAGGGCUGCAAAUUGCCGGCGGAUGCCUCUCAGGGAGCGACAGUGCCAGCGACGUCGCGACGGGGGUGAAACUCGUCAAGGCCGGAUAUAGUAUUGUUGUGGUUUUUGCAGCGUGUCUCCUCCUCGUGCAGGCGUAUUUCUGGAUGCAUCUUCCUGACCUCUCGCACAUGAGCUCUACUGUGAGUUCCUGUCUUGGCGAGAAACGCCAGCUGCGUCCACCGGCUGAACUGACCGCUCAACCACAGAUUCUCAAAGCGAUGGCUCUGGCACUACCCUUCCUCAUCGUGCGCAUCACCUAUCUGUUUCUCUCGGUUUUCCAUGCGAGUGAUCUCCGAUGGAACGACCUCGCUGGUCCGAUCGCUCCGUUUGUUCUCAUGGGCCUCUUGAUGGAGUAUGCCGUGGUUUGGAUCUACCUUGGCACGGGAUUCAUGAUUCCCAGCUGGCGAGAAAUGAAGGGGGAUCGGGUCGUUUCCAUGACGAGAUAUCCUUUGGUGGAACAGGUCUGAGAGAUGAGAGCUGGCUUGGCGAGUGAGAAGCACGGUGAUGAUGAGGGCCCCGGCCUCCUGUGGCGUGGACCUGUGGCGUGAAUCAAGUGGCCCGCCUGCGCUCUGACCAUGUCAAAUGUUUUUAGACUGCUGAAAAC
Aspergillus uvarum CBS 121591 is the source of this 1213-nucleotide messenger RNA. RefSeq lists its product as uncharacterized. The record is from RefSeq and is a predicted model, not a curated record. Gene Ontology annotation, cellular component: membrane. The transcript has a single exon. NCBI's taxonomy places the organism in Eukaryota, Fungi, Ascomycota, Eurotiomycetes, Eurotiales, Aspergillaceae. Bases 330 to 1076 code for a protein of 248 amino acids.